Messenger RNA from Bipolaris sorokiniana ND90Pr, 276 nucleotides. RefSeq lists its product as uncharacterized. Lineage: Eukaryota; Fungi; Ascomycota; Dothideomycetes; Pleosporales; Pleosporaceae. The annotation marks the transcript as partial. The record is from RefSeq and is a predicted model, not a curated record. The transcript has a single exon.
GUAGAGUUACUACUGACAGCGCAAUUAGCCUACAACAGUACAAAAUCAGCAAUAACAAAGCAUUCGCCGCACUACGCGAACUACAGAUAUAAGCCGACCGCUCACCGAGAUCCGAAGGACAUCGAAAGUAUCGCGGUAGAAGCAGACGACAAGGCGAAGCUCAUGCGAGAAUUACACGAAGAAUUAAGCAAGAACAUAGCUCAACGAAACCUCACGACAUCCAAAGCAGCGAAUAAACUAAGGAUUGAGAGACCAAUCUUUAAGAAGGGGGACAAA